AUGAAGUCAUUCUUAUUGCUCCCGCUGCUGGGAGCCCUAGCUCUCGCGCAAACACCAACCGACGAGACAAAAUGCCAGUGCCCGCAGGUCAAAUGCGACGCCAGCGACGCGGUUACACAUGCUAACCACUGCGUCCAGACGCUCUGUCAAUGCCUCAACAACCGCGAGACCCUCUGCAAAGAACACUGCCCAGACUACGUCCCAACCUACCUCCCCUGUCCAGCCAAACCCACGUCGACGCCAACGCCCAAGCCAACAGACCCAUCAUGCGUCUGCGAAGAAGUCAUGUGUCUGCAGAUGUGGCCAGAUUCAUGCUACUGCCAGAAUGCCGCAAAACAAAAGUGCUACGAGAAGUGCGGUGGCGCGCCGCCAACACUUCAAGUCUGCCCACCCCUCUCCAGCUCCAAAUUCAUAACCCGCACCGUGCUCCCCACUAAACUCCCGCCCACACCCACGCCUACCAAGAAACCAUGGCCCACGCACGCGCCCUGCGGCGGCGGCCGGCCCAACCUCUACCAAUGCGACGAAGGCUACAUCUGCAUCAAGGACCCUUACAAGCCCGGCUGCGGACCCGAGUGCGAUGGCCUGGGUAUCUGCGUCGAGGACAAGAUGUGUGGCGGUUUCGCAGGGUUCGGUUGCCCGCAGGAUGGGCAGGUGUGCGUGGACGAUUACAGGGAUGAUUGCGAUCCGAAGAACGGGGGUGCGGAUUGUGGUGGGCUCUGUGUUUGGCCGCAUUAA
Molecule: messenger RNA, 738 nt
Organism: Trematosphaeria pertusa
Lineage: Eukaryota; Fungi; Ascomycota; Dothideomycetes; Pleosporales; Trematosphaeriaceae
Exons: 4
Coding region: 1-738 (245 amino acids)
Source: RefSeq, a predicted model, not a curated record